GGUCCUGGGGGUCAUGUGACCUGCAGCCUUUCCGUCUCAGACCUGCGUCUCAUGCAAAUGCUUUCCAAAUCAGCUCCACUUUGACUGACAAAUGUGUCAUUUCUAUAAGGGAAGGAGGAAAAUGAGUCGGAGGUCAGACUGCUGAUGACCGAGGAGCAGGUAGGGGUCACUCCUUCUCUCUGAUCAGCUACAGUCAAUACCUCCACUUUGUUUGCUUGAAAUGUGUUUUUAUAUUUAUAGAAUCAUGAAUGUCAGGAUGUCCCGCCUCAUCUUCCUGCUGCUGGCAGCACUGACCUCAGCAACUCCACCAGGGAACAGCACUGGACAACGGUUUGUGGUGGUUUUCCCUGAAAACAUCGCCUAUUAUUAUCCCACCAGUUCUCAAAACAAGGUUUGGGUUACAGCGUUACAUAAUGCUACACAGGUCACAGUUGCCAGCCAGACCCAAACGCUGAACUCAGGACAGACAUCCAGCUUUAACACCGAUGUGGAGCUGAAGAAGUUGGAUGUCCCUGGGAGUCAGAUGAACCCACCAUAUGAAGCCUUCAGCGUCUCCAACGACACCGUCCAAGUCACCAGCAACAAAAACAUCAUCGUCCAGGCUUUCAGCAUGAGAAAACUCAGCAUUCAGACCGCUCUGGUCAUCCCUACGGAUAAACUUGGCACGAAAUAUUUCAUCCCACCUGUUCCCCAAAUUCUGGGAACCACCGAUGGACCUGUGACUCCUAACGUGACGGAGAGAGGUCCGUUCAGGGUCAUCAUCGUUAAUUCUCAACAACAAAACACAGUCACAUUUAAAGGUCAAGGUGAGACCAGCGUGACCCUACAGAGUAACCAGGUGGCUCAGAUCUGGGUUCCUAAUGACACGACGAAGCAAGUCGUUGUGUCCCAGUUUCCCGUGGCCGUCCUCUUCAGUCAUCCCUGUGCCAUGAAGUACGGGUGCACCUGUGGGCUGCUGACCGCCGCGUUGCCUCCAGCCAGAGACAGGUCUGUGAAGUUCCCAGUUCCUAUGCUUCUGGCUCAGAACGCAUCUGUACUUCAGUCUGAUAAUAGAUCCAGUUCAGUGGUUCCCUUGAAUCUAAAUUCUACAAUGGUUGAGUCGUCUGGUACGGUGGUCCUGUACCGACCCGGAUUACUCCUCACACUGAUCCCAGAGACCGAGUUUGCUUCCUGCUUUUUGGUCCCCUCGAUGCAGUCCAACAAUGGCUUCAUCAUCAUUGUGGUAAACAAAAACUCCACAUCCGGGAUUCACAUUGGGACAAGCCAACUCCAGAAUCCCAUGUGGCAGGAGCUGGAUGGAACCGAUUACAUCUCCACCAACCUGAGUGUGACUUCAGACACCACCGUCGUCUGGCACGAGUCCUCCACAAUGGCCGUCUACUUUGUGGCAAAUCAGAGUAAUCUCUGGUUUGGAAACCCGGCAGCAGUCAUCAGCUCCACUCCAGAUUUCCGGGGAUGUGCCGUGACUGCAGAAGUUGUAGAGGUCCAGAGUUCUGCUUACAGUUGGACUGAAUCUAUUGGAUCAUGUAAAAAUGAGACGUUGGAGCUCAUCAGUCUGUCUGAUGGACGUUUCCAAAGCCAAAUCUGCACCAAACUGAGACAGGACAGCCCACAGGACGUGUGGAUCGGAGUGCGCCGCAGCUCCAUGACUGGGGACUGGUACUGGCUUAACAAUAACACAUUUACCAAUACCAACUGGGCCGAUGGAGAACCGGGCGGUGUGGAGGAAGGCCAGUGUGCAGUCAUGAGUCUGAACAACAACUGUGGUUGGAGGGAUGAAGACUGCUGCAAAGCCAUCAGACCUGUCUGCUACCAGGGACCAGAACUCCUCAAACUGUCAUAAAGACACAAAACACAGAAUUCAGACGUACUUUUUAUUUAUUCUAAUAGAAAUAAAUAACCUAGAGAGGAUAAGGAAACUGUCAUCAGAGCAGGAGAAACAUGCUCUGAUGCUUUUGCACUCAGAAUUCCCUCCUUUGUAAAACAAAUCUUAUUUCAUCAAAUUUUGUGUCAGGUAAAAAAAAUGAGUGAUAUUAUUUUAGAUUUUGAAUUAUCAGUUGAAGUAUUUAAUAAAAAUGAUGAUUUCAGAGUUAAAACUUAUGGCUGUUUGGGACUUUUUAUGUUUAAUUGGUGGAUUUAAGGUGGUUUAGUUUUUGCUUUAGGAUCCCGCCAUAACGAGGUCAUGUGAUUUAGUGAAUGAAACCUUUUGUAAUAUUUUACCCGCCUACAGCACAAGUCAACAAAUAAAACCAAAAUAAAUAACAUUUCUGAUGUAGGAUUUAUGAUGCUUAAUAAAAUAAUAAAUUGGUUUCUGUUUAUUAACAUUCAAUACAUCUGGAUUGUGACUUAUUCAAUAAAAUGUCAUUAAAUUAA
Molecule: messenger RNA, 2373 nt
Organism: Nothobranchius furzeri (turquoise killifish)
Lineage: Eukaryota; Metazoa; Chordata; Actinopteri; Cyprinodontiformes; Nothobranchiidae
Product: IgGFc-binding protein
Source: RefSeq, a predicted model, not a curated record